Molecule: messenger RNA, 6322 nt
Organism: Nerophis lumbriciformis (worm pipefish)
Lineage: Eukaryota; Metazoa; Chordata; Actinopteri; Syngnathiformes; Syngnathidae
Gene: mef2aa
Product: myocyte enhancer factor 2aa
Biological process (GO): cell differentiation; positive regulation of transcription by RNA polymerase II
Molecular function (GO): DNA-binding transcription factor activity, RNA polymerase II-specific; histone deacetylase binding; RNA polymerase II cis-regulatory region sequence-specific DNA binding
Source: RefSeq, a predicted model, not a curated record
CACCUAAAAUAGCAGCCAGCGUGUAAACGUGAAGUCAAAUUAGGUUUUAUCCGGCGGAGAGCAGCCAUAUAGAGUACCCGCACGCAGCAGCAGCAGUUUGGCCCGGGACGAAAGCUUUUGCCGACAACCGCUGACCAGCAUAUGGUGUGUUGAGAAACCAAGAAGAAGAACCUGUGCAUAAUGUGCUAGGAGAGGCGGCGGACGAAAGUCAGUGUGUCGUGUUUGUCCGAUAUCGUCCAAGUGUCAGAGAGACGGGGAAAGGACAGAGCCAUGGGGCGAAAGAAGAUACAGAUCACCAGGAUCAUGGAUGAAAGGAACAGACAGGUUACCUUCACGAAGAGGAAGUUUGGCCUGAUGAAGAAGGCCUACGAGCUGAGCGUCCUGUGCGACUGCGAGAUCGCCCUCAUCAUCUUCAACAGCUCCAACAAACUGUUCCAAUACGCCAGCACCGACAUGGACAAAGUGCUGCUGAAGUAUACGGAGUACAACGAGCCCCACGAGAGCAGAACCAACUCUGACAUUGUCGAGAAAUUAAGAAACAAAGGCCAUAUUGACUGUGCUAGCCCCGAACCCGAAGACUGUUUCGGGCACAGCCCCCUCAUGGAUGACCAUUUCGGCAAACUAAGCGAAGAGAGUGAUUUAAUGUACAAGCGCUGCGGUGCGCUAAACAAGAAAGAACACAGAGGUUGUGAUAGCCCGGACCCCGAUGCCUCAUAUGUCCUCACUCCUCACACUGAAGAAAAGUAUAAAAAAAUUAAUGAGGAGUUUGAUAAUAUGAUGAGAAAUCAUAAAAUCCCCACGGCAUUGCCCCAGCAGAACUUCUCCAUGCACGUGGCGGUGCCUGUGUCCAAUCCGAACGCCAUGUACCAGCUGGGAGGGACUCUGGGUAGCCAGACGUUAGCGGCGGCCGCAGCCUCCCUGGCCGACAACGGGAUGCUGUCUCCUCCACAGGCCUCUUCGCAUAGGAACGUGGGCUCCAGUGGGGGCCCCCAAAGGCCCGCCAGCGCAGGGAACGGUUUUGUGAACCCCAGGGGCUCCCCGGGCCUCCUCAACACGCCCAGCGGCAACGGUCUGGGUAAAGUCAUGCCUACCAAGUCUCCGCCACCCCCUGGGGGGAACAUGGGGAUGGGAAGCCGCAAGCCAGACCUAAGGGUCGUUAUCCCUCCAUCCAGCAAAGGGAUGAUGCCCCCGCUGAAUACACAGAGGAUAAGCAGCUCCCAGUCCACCCAGCCCCUCUCCACCCCCGUGGUGUCCGUCACCACCCCAAGCUUACCCCCGCAAGGCCUGGUCUACUCAGGCAUGCCCACCUCCUACAACCCUGCAGAGUAUUCCCUGAGCAGCGCCGAGCUCUCCUCCCUGCAGGGCUUCGGGUCUCCUGGGCUGUCGCUGGGCUCCAUGUCGGCAUGGCAACAGCAUCAACUUGGCCAGGCAGCGCUUAAUUCUUUGGUCAGCGGCGGAGGCCACCUACCUCAGGGCUCCAACCUCUCCAUCAACACCAGCCAGUGCAUCAACAUCAAAUCCGAGCCCAUCUCGCCUCCGCGGGAGCGCGCCACGCCCUCCGGCUUCCCCCAGCACCAGCACCAGCACCAGCAGCCGCCGCCGCCUCAGCAAGGCCCCGGGCGACAGGACGUGCUGGGACGCUCGCCCGCCGACAGCCUGAGCUCGUCCUGCAGCUCCUACGACGGCAGCGACCGAGAGGACCACCGGGCGGACUUCCACUCGCCGCUGGCUGGCCUGGUCCGACCCCCGGCGCCCGCAGCCGGCGACAGGGAGAGCCCCUCGGUCAAGCGCCUUCGCAUGGACGCGUGGGUGACCUAGAAGGAAGGAGGCGGCCGCCAAUCAAGGCAGGGAGGGCUGUAUGAUAUCCUUAUUUCUCUUUGUACAUUCGGCAGGUACUUGAUCACAUGACGUCUGCAAUAGAAGCUUCUGGCGCGCCCGCUACAUGUCCUUGCUGCUUGGAUGUUGCGCAACCACAGGAGGACUUUUCACACACCCACACACACACACACACCUUUUAUCCCCGGCGCCCUCUAAGUUAUUGACGGCACGAAGAAAAGACGGAAUUUCGGUUGUUGUCACGGUGACAAAGUCUCCAGUCUUCUGUCGCCGCAUCUCCGAUAUGUAAAUAUCCACUUUCACGUCUGCGAGCGUGCCAGGGAGGAAAAGAAACCAUCUUUUUGCGGGUGAGCGCCAAGUCGACGCCCAGCGUACUUCUCGCCGUCGCCAUCCGCACACACUCUGGUGUCAUCUUGUGUCACUCCGCUUUGGCCGUCUGCUUUUGCACCCCGUUAUCAGCAUCCACGUAUCGGACACGCCCUCGGUAAUAACCAUGUCUAUGCAGCCCAAGUCACAUGACCCGUCCAGACCACACGUGUGAUGUCAUCGCAGGCGAAAGCGACUGUUAGCCUCUUCUAUUCCUAAGUGCCACUCGGACUACGGGAUUCCUUUCAUAUUUUGGCGCUAAUUCCACACGUCCAUCAACAUCUGGCGGUACAGUGGAACCAAAAAGAUGCAUUUUCAACGCUUACUAAAAAGUAACCCCAAAUUAGUACUUUGUCCUUUUGUCAUCAAAUUGACCCCUUAAACAAAAAAAAUGUACACACGCAUUUGGCAGUUUUUGGUAAGCGAAUAUUUAUUCUCACUGUAGGACCUCAAUGGUGAGGUUUUUGUAUUGCAGCCAAUCUCACAAGCUGAAGAUGAUAUUCAGAAAAGAUGUUUUAUGAAAGUGGCCUUUGAAAGGGUUAAAAAUGAAUAUAAUUUGUAUUUAAUAUGUAUAUUUCAGAGGCUAACUGACUUUUUUAAAAGUAGAAAAAAAUAUAUUUAACAGUUUUUGGGAAGUGGACAAUUUUUGUCAUUAGGACAUUGAUUUUUUUUUUUUUUUGGGGGGAAAUUGAAUACGUUUUUUUUUUUAUCUUUAUUUUAGCUGCCAUCUCAGUUUUUGAGGAGCAGAUAUUUAUUGUCACUAGGAUCACAAUUUUUUUAUUUUGUAUUUUUUUUAGUUUGAUUUGGUUAAAUAUAUAUAUAUGUUUUAUCUUUUAUUUAGCUGCCACCCACAGGCAAAAUACUGAAUAAUAUUCAGAAAAUACUCUUUGAAAUAUGUUUUAUGGAAGUAAUUUUGUUUUGUAAACAUACCGGCCUUUGAAGGGUUAAAAACAAAUAUAAUUCGUAUCUAAUGUGUAUACUUCAGUAGCUAACACUUUUUUAAAGUAGAACAUUUUUUAUUAUAACAGUCUUUGGGAAGCGGAUAUUUUUUGUCACUAGGACAAAGUUGUUGUUUCUUUUGUGAAAUUUAAUAUGUUUUUUUUUAUUUUAUUUUGUUUUACCUUUAAUUUAGCUGCCAUCUCAGCUUUUGAGAAGCAGAGACUUAUUGUCACGUGUGAAGUUUUUGUUUUGUUUUGUUUUUUUAGUUUAAUUUGGUUAAAUUAAAUUCAAAAUAAAUAUAAAAAGUACAUACAUGUAUAUUUCAGGCUGAUCUAGUUGGUAAAAUUGACAUUUUUAAAGUAGAUACAAGUAUAUUUAACAGUUUUUGGGAAGUGGACAAUUUUUGUCACUAGGACAUUGAUUUUAGCUUUUUUUUGUGAAAUUGAAUACGUUUUUUUUUUAUCUUUAAUUUAGCUGCCAUCUCAGUUUUUGAGGAGCAGAUAUUUAUUGUCACUAGGAUCACAAUUUUUUUAUUUUGUAUUUUUUUUAGUUUGAUUUGGUUAAAUAUAUAUAUAUGUUUUAUCUUUUAUUUAGCUGCCAUCCACAGGCAAAAUAUUGAAAAAUAUUCAGAAAAUACUCCUUGAAAUAUGUUUUAUGGAAGUAAUUUUGUUUUGUAAACAUCCCGGCCUUUGAAGGGUUAAAAACAAAUAUAAUUCCUAUUUAAUGUGUAUACUUCAGAAGCUAACACUUUUUUAAAGUAGAAAGAAAUCUAUUUUAACAGUUUUUGGGAAGCGGAUAUUUUUUGUCACUACGACAAUGUUGUUGUUUCUUUUGUGAAAUUUAAUACGUUUUUGUUGUUGUUGUUUUUUUACCUUUAAUUUAGCUGCCAUCUCAGCUUUUGAGAAGCAGAGAUUUAUUGUCACGUGUGAGGUUGUUGUUUUGUUUUGUUUUUUUAGUUUAAUUUGGUUCAAUUAAAUUCAAAAUAAAUAUAAAAAGCAUUUAAAUGUGUAUUUCAGGCUGAUCUAGUUGGUAAAAUUGACCUUUUUAAAGUAGAUACAAGUAUAUUGAACAGUUUUUGGGAAGUGGACAAUUUUUGUCACUAGGACAUUGAUUUUAGCUUUUUUUUGUGAAAUUGAAUACUUUUUUUUUUUUUUUUAAUUUAGCUGCCAUCUCAGUUUUUGAGGAGCAGAUAUUUAUUGUCACUAGGAUCACAAGUGUGAGCAAUUUUUUUAUUUUGUAUUUUGUAUAUUUUUAUUUUUAUUUGGUUAAAUAUAUAUAUAUAUUUUAUCUUUUAUUUAGCUGCCAUCCACAGCCAAAAUACUGAAUAAUAUUCAGAAAAUACUCCUUGAAAUAUGUUUUAUGGAAGUAAUUUUGUUUUGUAAACAUACCGGCCUUUGAAGGGUUAAAAACAAAUAUAAUUCGUAUUUAAUGUGUAUACUUCAGAAGCUAACACACUUUUUUUAAAGUUGAAAAAAAUCUGUUUUAACAGUUUUUGGGAAGCGGAUAUUUUUUGUCACUAGGACUCAGGAGUGACUUAUAUGUGAAAUUAUUAACACAUUAUUGUUAAAUAUCAAAUAAUAUUAUUUAGCUCAUUCACGUAAGAGACUAGACGUAUAAGAUUUCAUGGGAUUUAGCGAUUAGGAGUGACAGAUUGUUUGGUAAACGUAUAGCAUGUUCUAUAUGUUAUAGUUAUUUGAAUGACUCUUACCAUAAUAUGUUACGUUAACAUACCAGGCACAUUCUCAGUUGGUUAUUUAUGCCUCAUAUAACGUACACUUAUUCAGCCUGUUGUUCACUAUUCUUUAUUUAUUUUAAAUUGCCUUUCAAAUGUCUAUUCUUGCUGUUGGGUUUAAUCAAAUAAAUUUCCCCCAAAAAUGCGACUUAUACUCCAGUGCGACUUAUAUAUGUUUUUUCCCCUCUUUAUUAUGCAUUUUCGGCCGGUGCGACUUAUACUCCGGAGUGACUUAUAGUCCGAAAAAUACGGUAGUCACGUUUCAUGUGUCAGGUAAAUCACUAUGAAUGGGGCCAUAUGAAUCUCCUUCCUACUGUAAACAUACUGGCUUUUAAAGGGUUCAAAAUAAAUAUAAACAGUAUUUAAUAUGGAUAUUCCAGGCAGAUGUAGUUGGUAAAAUUUACUUUUUUAAAGUAGAAACAAUAUAUAUAUGUAACAGUUUUUGGGAAGCAGAUAUUUAGUGUCACUAGGACCCCAAGUAAGUUUGUUGUAUUUAAUUUUGUGGAAUUUAAAUAGUUUAUUCUUUAAUUGAGCUGCCAUCUCACAACCUGCAGAAAAUAUUCAGAAAAUACUUAUGUAACCCUUUCAAGGGUUAAAAAUAAAUAGAAACAGGAUUUAAUAUGUAUUUUUCAGGCUGAAGUAGUUGGUAAAAUUGACUUGUUUAAAAUAGUGAAAAAGAAGUAAUUUAUUUUAACUGUUUUUGGGAAGCACAAAUGUAUUGUCACCUAAAGAGUUUUAAAUCUGUUUUCAGUAUUUUCUAUUUCUGCCAUCUCGCAGCCUUAGAAUAAGUUUCAGAAAUGACUCACUAAAAUGUCUUUUAUGUAAGGUUUAGUUAUGUUCACAUACUGGCUUUUAUAGGGUGAAAAAUAACACGCAUCCUUUCAAAUGUAAUGUGACCCAGCAGGCACAAGACAUUAAAACAACAUUGAGAACUUGUUGAAUUAGAUCCUGAAGUUGAGCAACUCAAACUUAACAUUGAAACAACAUCUUUUUGACGACGUUUAAUCAAUGUUGGGUUCUGAUGUUGAUUUGGCCAUUGAAUUUUGUUCAUUUCCCAACUAAUAUUCUACAACACAAAUACAACGUUGAAACAUCUUUUUGACGACGUUUAAUCAAUGUCGGGUUGUGACCUUGAUUUGACCUUUGAAAUGUGGUCAUUUCCCCAAUCAACAUCAUUGAUCCAACGUUAGACAUCAACAUUGUCUCAAUUUACAAAUACAACUAUUUUGCAACGUUGUUUCAAUGUCAGUUUUAAAGGACUUGUACGUAUAAUCAAUGUCUUGUGCCUGCUGGGUUAUGUUUCAGCCUGAAGUUGUUUAUAAAAUGUACUUGAUCAAAGUAGUAAAAAAAAAAAAUCUCAUACUCAAAACUGUUUUUGGAAAGCGGACAUUUUUAGUCACUUGUGAGGGGUUUUUUUUGGUUUUUUUGUAUUGCCGCCAUCUCACAGCC